AUUUGAUGUUCCUAAUGUUUCAAUAACAUUCAUUUACCAUCAAACGGUUUGGUCAAAGGAAGGACAAAAGUAGAUAUUUAGUGCCUAUCUGCGUAAAAAAGCAAACAUACCGAAAGAAAUAAUGCAACUUGUGGACAACGAUUUGUGUUUUGCUUCCGAUGAUUAGCUAUUAGUGUGUUGUUAUGUUGUGGUAGAUCGAUUGCUGAUUCGUACAACUACUUGCAUUGAUUAAUUGAACACAAAAAUUGAUUCCAUCCUUGAACGAUUCAUAAAGUAUGUGAAGCAAUCGACUCGUGUUUAGACAAAGACUGUGUCGUGAAUUUGAACUGAAGUUUAAACUACAAAACUCGAUUAAAGUGGAUUAGUGGUAGUUUUAUAAAAACAUCAUGACGAAUAUGAGGCCACCGAGCAAAAAUAUACUGUUGAAAGUAGUAAUAUUAGGUGAUGGCGGAGUUGGCAAAAGCUGUCUCAUGAAUCGUUUUGUAUCCAACUUUUUCGAUGCCAAUAGUUUCCACACCAUCGGUGUUGAAUUCUUAAACAAAGAUAUUCAGGUUGGAAGCGACAGAUAUACUUUACAGAUCUGGGACACCGCCGGGCAGGAGCGUUUUAAAGCACUGCGAACACCGUUCUAUCGGGGUUCAGAUAUUUGUCUCCUGGCAUACGCCGUAGAUGACAAGACCAGUUUCCGAGCACUAAUUCAAUGGCGCGAAGAAUUUUUAAAGUACUAUGAUGUAAAAGCUGAUCGUUUUCCGUUCAUUGUGGUGGGAACGAAAAAUGAUAUUGCUCCGGCUCAGCGGCAGGUUACCGCCGAGGAAGUUUCGGAAUGGUGCCAGGAGCAUCAUGUGGCAGCAUUUAUCGAAACGUCGGCCAAAACAUCGGAAAAUGUGUAUGAAGCAUUUGCUCUGGCAGUCAAACAAUGGCAAAAAUUAGAAAAAUGUACCGAACGAGAACUGCGCGCUCAAGGUCACGAUACGAUAGAUUUGACGAAAGGUGUUAAUCUCAGCGCAAACACACAUCGAUUUUGCUGUAUCGGGAGUAACAAUACUGGACAGGCAGUAUCCGAUGAUGACGAUUAUCCCCACUAAUGAUGUGCUGAUGUGGCUACUAUUUUCUGAAGCGAAAGACAAAACGGGAAACAUAAGGGUAUGGUUGUUGAUGGAGAAUCGAUGACAUGUGAUAAGUAGAAAAUACCCAAACCAGAAGGUAGGCUAAAACGAAGCGAGUAAAGUAGGAUAUAUACUCCAAUAUUUUUAUAUCAAAAUAACUUUACAUCAUUGUCCGGAGGCAGACAAGCGAUUCUCAAAUUUUAAUCACAAUACAACUCACUAUACUUGAUAGGUUCAACAGUAAAGGGUGGUUUCGCGAAUUCAUACACAAAUAUCUCAUUUUGUUUAGACGGGCCAUAUAGAAUUAACAAGUGUGCAGCAUUCAAAAAUGAUUUAUUAGUUACACUCAGAUUCAGCUGAACGACACAGUACAAUAUUUUUAUUCAUUUCCAGUUUUUUGUUGCUGCAGACUUAUACAAGAGACAGUAAAUAAUAUGAAAAGUGCUAACUCGCUGCUUAGGGUCGUGUUUCACUUGCAUGGUAAAUAAAUAGCUAGAGCUCCUCAAGUCGAAGUACUUUGCUGUCCCAGCAAGAAUAAACAUGUCUUGUUGUUUAUGCGAUGGAGUUCGUAUUGCUUUUCUUUGGGCGCUCGUCUUAAUGUAGGAUAAAGCCAAAUGAAAACUUUAUUUAUUUACACAAGCAAAGAUUGGAAUUGAAAACUAGGUUAUGAUAAGGUUUUUUUAUUGUUACCCAUAUAUACUCCUGCAUUGUUUUCCGUUGCACGUUUUUUCGCAAAAGCUAACGUUUUUGUUUAAAGCAAAGAAUGCAGAAGAGAAAUAUUUAUUUUACUGUAUUUCACGCUACCACUAUUUGAAUAAAUUCUUCCAAUCACUAGCACCUUACAAAAGAAUAAUAGAACUCUUUCUUAGCUUAAGAAAAAAACAAUUGUAACUUCUAACAACGCAGUACUGUAGAUGAAUAAAAUUAAAAGCAAUCGGCAAAUAAUAAAGGCCGAUUUCAAAUUGUUGGCGUUCGUGUAA
Messenger RNA from Malaya genurostris, 2086 nucleotides. It is a transcript of the gene Rab9, whose product is annotated as ras-related protein Rab-9B. Gene Ontology annotation, biological process: retrograde transport, endosome to Golgi. Gene Ontology annotation, cellular component: late endosome; phagocytic vesicle; lysosome. The transcript is spliced from 3 exons. The record is from RefSeq and is a predicted model, not a curated record. The coding region runs from base 387 to 1085 and encodes 232 amino acids. NCBI's taxonomy places the organism in Eukaryota, Metazoa, Arthropoda, Insecta, Diptera, Culicidae. Gene Ontology annotation, molecular function: GTP binding; GTPase activity.